Capsicum annuum is the source of this 898-nucleotide messenger RNA. Its product is annotated as ethylene-responsive transcription factor ERF021. The coding region runs from base 113 to 631 and encodes 172 amino acids. The record is from RefSeq and is a predicted model, not a curated record. Gene Ontology annotation, molecular function: DNA-binding transcription factor activity; DNA binding. Lineage: Eukaryota; Viridiplantae; Streptophyta; Magnoliopsida; Solanales; Solanaceae. Gene Ontology annotation, biological process: regulation of DNA-templated transcription. The transcript has a single exon.
GUUGUUUAAUUAACACAUCAGAAAUGAUACUUGUUUUAAUUAGUCAAAAUUAAACACAAAUGCAUCUAUUUAUAUACACUUAACUUGAUCACACUUUUGCUUAAUUAACACAAUGGAAGAGUAUAAUAACAACACUAGUAAGGGUAACAGAGGGGGUGGUAUAACAUCAGCAUAUAGAGGUGUUAGAAAGAGGAAAUGGGGAAAAUGGGUUUCUGAAAUACGUGAGCCAGGGAAAAAAACGAGGAUAUGGCUAGGGAGUUUUGAGACAGCAGAGAUGGCCGCGGCAGCGUAUGAUUCAGCUGCAUUGCACUUCAGGGGACAUGCAGCUAAGCUAAAUUUCCCAGAGUUGGUGGAUCAUCUCCCUAAACCUGCAAGUUCUUGCCCUGAGGACAUACGUUUGGCUGCUCAGCAGGCUGCACUAAGAGUCGAGACCACAAAUUCGUCUAAUCAUCUUACGGCCUCAACUAGUCAAGUCGAUGUAGCACCAAUAACCGUAGGACUAUCUCCUAGUCAAAUUCAAGCUAUUAAUGACUUCCCUAUGGAUUCACCAACUAUGUGGUCUACGGAAGAGCCAAUCUUUACUUAUGAAAUGAGUGAUUACGAAGAAAUGGAUGAUUGCCUUUGGGAUUAAUUCCUGCUCAACUAAUUCAUGUUUACAUUACGAAGAGGUGACGUUUUAGCCGUAUAUAUAAAACAUCGUGUGCUACUAAGGUUCAGUAUUCUAUUUAACAAACAUAAAUUUAAUUAGAGUGAUGUUUGUACUAAUUCAUUUUCAUAUUUAGCGUGUUGUGCGUCUAGCAUUCUUAUAGAUUGAGAUAAGAAUAAAUAAAUGCCUAAUCGACUUUGUUCUCUAAGGUUGUUUUAGAGCAUCAAAAUGAUUCGGUUUUUUGAUCUAUCA